UGUAGGUUCUGCAGCAGCAUAAAAGCGCUGACACAAUGGUGGCUUUGAUGAAGGUUUAUGAAGAAGAAGACCAAAUUUAUCAGGACUUGGUUACCAUGGCAACACAGUUCUACCAGUUUUUACUGCAGCCAUUCAGAGACAUGCGUGAAUUGGCCACCCUGUGCAAGCUGGAGAUCCUGAAAUCUUUACAGUAUGAUAAGCUGGGGCCCAAAAGAAUAGCAGCUUUGCAGAAAGAUGCUGAGGAAUGGACUAAGCGGGCAGAGGAUGCUGUGGGCUCCAUUCAGGAGCUCACUGUGAAUUACUUCAAGGAAACUGUAAAGGCUCUGACAGCAAUGCACAAGCAGAUGGAACAAGAUAAGAAAAGAUUUGGUCAAGCCACCUGGGCAUCAGCUUUGCCAAGGCUAGAAAACCUGAAGUACAUGUUAGCUAAAGAAACGCUUCAGCAUCUGCGGGCAAGGGAGUUGUGCCUGAAGCAGAAGAAAGCUGAUAUUGAGAAAAACAUGGAGAACCUUGAUGAACGAGAAGAGAAUCUACCUGUAGCAGAGGAGCUGGAAAUGGAGUAUUAUGAAACCCAACUGGAAUUAUAUAAUGUACAGCUUGAAGUAUUAAAACAUGAAGAGAUGCUUCUUAUUGUACAACUCGAAACUUUAAGGAGACAGAUUAAAGAGAAACAAGAUGAAGUUGUUUACUAUGACACAUGUGAAAAUCCUGAGGAGCUCAAGGUCAUGGAACAGACGAUGGGACAACACUGUGCUAACUCGUCAGAAAUGACGAAGCUGAGGCGGAAGACCAAGCAGUUAGAGACAAGGAGGGGGACUGUCUGUGCGAGGAGAGCCCAUCUCAGGAACAAAAAAGAACAAUGUGAAGCAAGCCAUCGGCAGAGACUGCAACAGGCACAGGAGAGCCAGAAACACUUCCAGCAGCACCACAGCAUACAGAUCAAAAGAGACAAGCAAAAAGAGGAAGAGAAGAAGAAAAAAGCUUGGAUAAGCCAAGAACGUAAGAAAACACUGGAGAGGCUGCGAGCAUUCAGGGAGAAAUGCUCGGCUCACAUUGUGCUGAAAACAUCUCCCCCCCAGCCUCUCAGUCUCAGGAUGCCACAGAGCAUCACCCAGCAAGCCGCAAUACUGUCCCCUCCAGCUUCAACGAGAGCAAGGCCAGAAUUGGAGCAGCCCUUGAGCAUACAGCCAGCAGAAGGCGGCAAUGUUUUACAUUUUCAUCAAAACACCUCAGCAGAUAUUCCUGUCCAGAUCUUUGUGGCUGCUGGUGACUCAAAGCAACAAAAGCAUAGUAAGGGGCUGAUGGACUCUCCGUCCUCACCACCAUCACCUCCUCCUCUAUCUCCUGUACCUCCACUAACCCUUCCUCCUCCUCCUCCUCCUCCUCCCCCCCCCCCUCCUCCCGCUUUACCUCUGCACUUCAAGACACCAUCAGCAAUAGAUGAUAAGCCACUUCCCCUUAGUGCUGAAGUCUCUGUAAUGCACAGACAGGAUGACUCUUUCAGGAUGUCUACAAAUAACUGCAUAGGAUCCAUGGAUGAGGUUUUGGCUUCUCUCAAGCGUGGGGAAGGUGUUCUCCGCAGAGCGGCACCGCCAGAUCCAUUCGCCUCUGUGAAAGAUGACAUCCUCUCCGCCAUAAGGCGAGGAGUUAAACUACGAAAAGUGAAUCAAAAAAAAGUGAAUACUGAGAAAAAUAUCAGUAAAGGAUCCAGUAAUGACCUGGAGAGAAGCAUUAAGGCAGCCAUCCAGAGAAUUAAGAGAGUGUCUGCUGAUUCUGAAGAAGAGGAAAACAAUGAUCCGAACAGUGGGGAAUGGGACAGAUAACCCAGUGAGAG
Messenger RNA from Tinamus guttatus (white-throated tinamou), 1834 nucleotides. NCBI's taxonomy places the organism in Eukaryota, Metazoa, Chordata, Aves, Tinamiformes, Tinamidae. The record is from RefSeq and is a predicted model, not a curated record.